UCCGUCCUGCUGUCAUUGUGUAGCUAUAUUUAUAAUCAGACACUGCAAGGAGGUUUUAUGUCAGUUUUUAACUACCGCGGCGACCUGAAUCCGUCUCGUAUUUAAAUUGUUAAAAUUUAACUAAAAGACAUGUCUUAUAAGAACGAUUUACGUCAAUUAUUGAAGCCAUAUUAUUGGUUUAAUAUUUUGUUAAGUGUUUCGUAUGUUGCGUGCAAGCUUACGAGUCCAGCAUGUACAUUUAUGUUCCCAAGUUCGUCAUGUGAAUUAGACAAUCGAGAAACGGAAAUCCUAUUUUUCUUAAUUAUAGUUGUUAUGUUGAGGUCUCGAAAGACCGGGAGUUUGACUAUGAUCAACUAUUUGUCUUCUUCAUUCAUGUACACGAAAAUAGCGAACUUAAUUCUUUGGUUUUACGCUGAUAUAAGAUAUGGUCUCCCAUUUGGAGCUAUUAUCAUCCUCGCAGCCCUCAUCAUCCCGGAGCCAGCGUACCGGGGCAAGGAGUGUGUUACAUACUUCCGAGGCCCUGACUCCCUGGACGAGGAGUUGAAGCAGCGCGGCGUGACGUGGCUGGUGUGUCUGUACGCGGUGUGGCACCCCGCCUGCGUCAACUUCGCGCCCGUCUUCGCUGAACUGUCCGCCAGCUACGCGCUGGACAACUUCAAGUUUGGCAAGCUUGAUGUUGGCAGAUACCCUGGCUCAGCACAGAAGUUCAGGGUGCAGGACGGCCCCACCAGCCGGCAGCUGCCGACUCUCCUGCUGUUCACAGAUGGCAAGCUGCAGAUCCAGAGACCUGAUGCUGACCACACCGGCAAGCUGAAGACAUUCCUGUUCUCCAAAGACAACGUGAAGGCUACUUACGAUCUGGACGGCAUCUACCAGCAGUGCAAGGAGAAGCUCGCGACCGCGAAGUCAGCUAAGAAUGCUAAGGGUGCUAAAAAAGAUGAAUAAAUACAAAAUGGCCGACUGACACGCCCACGGAGACAAGUGACAUUUGUAUAAUGAGACAGAAAUAUUUUUUUUUGUUUUAGCGAGGAAUAUUGAUAGCAUGUCUAUGGAUGUAGGUUCUAAUACUGCUAUGCAAUGUUUAGUUAAGUGCGUAUUACAAAGUAAUUGACAGGUGCUUAAGAUUGACUAGCAAAUAUCCUGAGAAAAUCGGAAAGAAGCGAUUUUUUUAAGAGUGUGUUAAGUCACGUCAGAGGUCUACGGUAACCCAGGAAACUUCAUAAGGAAUAUAUUUAAAAUCAUGGGCGAUUCAAAGGACGCGUACAAUUCUAUAAAUGUCACUUGUUUAGGCUAUUUAUUACACCAGAGGCCAUGCCAUAUUAGUCAUAGUAUUAAGUCAAUUUAGAUAUCACGGGCCAAACAAGAAAAUAAUACAAAGAUUAAGCAUUGUUCACCGCGCUUGUGAUCUGCCCCACGGUGGGGCGCCAUUACCGAAGCUGUUAAUAACACCAGCCUGUAACUGUCCCACUGCAGGCCUCUCAUA
Molecule: messenger RNA, 1483 nt
Organism: Trichoplusia ni (cabbage looper)
Lineage: Eukaryota; Metazoa; Arthropoda; Insecta; Lepidoptera; Noctuidae
Product: thioredoxin-related transmembrane protein 2 homolog
Exons: 5
Coding region: 130-945 (271 amino acids)
Source: RefSeq, a predicted model, not a curated record